Molecule: messenger RNA, 915 nt
Organism: Trichoderma gamsii
Lineage: Eukaryota; Fungi; Ascomycota; Sordariomycetes; Hypocreales; Hypocreaceae
Product: phosphoadenosine phosphosulfate reductase
Exons: 1
Coding region: 1-915 (304 amino acids)
Cellular component (GO): cytoplasm
Molecular function (GO): phosphoadenylyl-sulfate reductase (thioredoxin) activity
Source: RefSeq, a predicted model, not a curated record
AUGUCCGUCCUCAUGGAGCAAGCGGCGGCUCAGCCUUCAUACACUCACGAGAAGAUUGAUCCCAACGACAUCGAGUCUGGAUAUGCAUCCGGCCAGUCCGACUACUCUCCGUCACCACGAACAGAAAAGCCUGUUAUUUCUCUCAGCAAGUCUCACAUUGAGUACCUCAACGACCAGAUGGAGUCUAUGCACCCCAUGGACAUCCUUCGGUUCUGCAGGAUCAUGUUCCCCAACCUCUACCAGUCGACGGCAUUUGGCUUGACCGGCCUCGCCACCAUGGACAUGCUGUCAAAGAUCCAGAAGGAGAACCCAGAGUCCCGGACGGUUGACCUCAUCUUCCUUGAUACUCUAUAUCACUUCAAGGAGACAUAUGAUCUGGUCGAUCGCGUUAGAGAGAGAUAUCCCAAUGUUCCCAUCCACAUCUUCAAGCCCGACGGCAUGGAGAGUGCUGAGCAGCUUGAGGAGACUUACGGAGAGAAGUUUUACCACAACGCCGGCGACAUGUAUGACUUCAUUGUCAAGGUCGAGCCUCUUCAGCGAGCAUAUGAUGAGCUCAAGGUCGCUGCCGUAUUGAAUGGUCGUCGAAGAUCUCAGGGCGCCGCCCGUGGCUCUAUCCCCAUCAUCGAGAUUGAUGAGGAGAGAAACAUCGUCAAGAUCAACCCCAUGGCCACCUGGUCCUUUUCCCAGGUCAACCAGUACAUCAAGGAGAACAACGUCCCCUACAACGCCCUGCUUGACCAAGGCUACAAGUCCGUCGGUGACUGGCACUCAACCGUCCCCGUUGGCGAGGGAGAAGAUGAGCGCGCCGGCCGAUGGAAGGGCCAGAGCAAGACCGAGUGCGGCAUCCAUAACAAGAAGUCCAAGUACUCUGAGAUUGCCACUCAAAUGGAGAGCAAGGCUGCCCCAGUCUCAUGA